UACUUCUCCUUUUAUAAAUUUUUCUUUGAUUAAUAAAUCUUUCUUUAAAGAAAAAGAUUCUGUCCUUUCUUUACUCUGUAUACCUCCUUUAAUUACUCUAUAUGCUCUAUCCUUUACUCUACAUGCUUUGUAAUUACCCCUUUAUCUAACGUAAUUGAUACCAAGAAAUUCAAAGAAGAUUUAUUCCAUAUCCUGUAUAGGAUGCAAGAUAGUAGCCAUUUCCACGGACUCCCAAUUCUCUCAUUUAGCGUGGGUUAUCACACCCCGAAAGCAAGGUGGUCUGGGAAACAUGGAUAUAGCCAUUCUGUCCGACAAGAACCAUAAAAUUUCGAAAAUGUAUGGAGUGCUCGAUGAGGAGGAAGGAAUAUCCCUGAAGGCACUGUUCAUCAUCGAUGAAAAUCAAUUGAUUCGACAUAUUACGAUCCAUGAGAUAUGCUCUUCACGUUCCGUCGACGAAACACUGAGGAUUUUGGAAGCGUGUAAAUUCGUGGAUAAAUAUGGAAAUACCUGUCCUGCUGGUCCAAGGGAGAGUCUAUCUAGUGUGAACAACGAGGCAGACUUUUUUAAGGCAUAACCAUUAACGUAAUUUUUAUAGAGUCCUCUUCAAUUUUAUUUUCUAGAUAGGAUAAUCUUCUUUGAAUUUCUUGGUGUUUUAUAUUUUCUUUUCAUCGUCGAACUGAUUACCUCGUGAAAUUCUGAAACGAAACUCUUGCUGCUAUGAUUAGAUAAUCUGGUUGAUUUUGUGAUAAAUUUUGGUAUGGUGUAUUUUAUAUCUUUAUUUUGUGGGAGAUUAAUAAAGAGGAUAAUAAUCCUUGAA
Messenger RNA from Eufriesea mexicana, 817 nucleotides. Its product is annotated as peroxiredoxin 1. The transcript has a single exon. NCBI's taxonomy places the organism in Eukaryota, Metazoa, Arthropoda, Insecta, Hymenoptera, Apidae. Gene Ontology annotation, cellular component: cytosol. The record is from RefSeq and is a predicted model, not a curated record. Gene Ontology annotation, molecular function: thioredoxin peroxidase activity. Gene Ontology annotation, biological process: hydrogen peroxide catabolic process; cellular response to stress; response to oxidative stress. The coding region runs from base 290 to 574 and encodes 94 amino acids.